This is a messenger RNA of Centruroides sculpturatus (bark scorpion), 1591 nucleotides long. RefSeq lists its product as uncharacterized. Bases 52 to 732 code for a protein of 226 amino acids. The record is from RefSeq and is a predicted model, not a curated record. Gene Ontology annotation, molecular function: aspartic-type endopeptidase activity. NCBI's taxonomy places the organism in Eukaryota, Metazoa, Arthropoda, Arachnida, Scorpiones, Buthidae. Gene Ontology annotation, biological process: proteolysis. The transcript has 6 exons.
AAUUGUCGUAAUUCGAAUAACCAACAUGUGGAAGCCUCAUCAGGCAAAACAAUGAGUGAUGAUGACACUGACAUUCGCCAAAUUGCUCUAAGACGUCAACAGAGAAGAGUCAGGAGUAGAGCGACCGUAGAACAAAUCUUAGAGAAAGAAACAGUACAACUAACAAGGAGACGUUCGAGUACUUUCGAAAAUAAAAGUUUUGAACCCAAUAACCCGAAACCGACAUUCAUAUCGACAAUGCCAAUGCCUCUGUUCGAUGACGAUUCCAGGAUGGGUAGAAUGCACGUGCCACCUGUAAUUAAAUGUGAAUGUAAUAAUUUGGAAACAUAUGCUCUGAUUAAUACCUCAUCCACGGUGUCUACCAUAUCGAUGGAUCUGAUCGAAAGGUUAAGAUUAAUGGAUAGCGUUAUACCAGAACCUAGUACAACUAUGAAUCCAUUAUCUACACCUCAACCGGAAUUUAAGGGGAAAAUAAAAUACAUCGAAUUAUCGAUUGGUAGUUGGCAGCAAAUAGCUCAAUUUAACGUUGUGGAGUCAAGUGUUCCUGAUAUUAGUCUUGGAAUUGAUUUCCUAAGAAAAACUCAGUGCAUCGUUAAUUUCGAAGAUUCUUCAUUAACUGUGGCAGGCCAUAAAGGAGAAAGAGUGUCUUUCAUAAAUAAUAGAGAUGUCAUGUUGUUAUCACGAAAAUCAGCAAACGGUUUUAAUUUUUCAUCUUCAAAUUCUUUAUUUUAGAAAAAUAAUUCAAAAAAAUUAUAACCAUUCUUAAUAUGUGACGGUUCAUCUUUUGCAAAAUUACAAAAUAAAUCAAUAUAAAAUUAUAACAAAGCAUAAAAAAUUCGUGUGGGAUCCAAAGAUAAGUUUCAUCAAAUUUUUCUCCAGCAAGAUGGACUCCGUUGACCGAAUAUUUUUUUGACUUUGGAGCAAGAAUUUGACCUUAGUUUUUGGCCACACAAUUCACUCUUCGUUACAUUUAUUGCAAGUUUAUAUAAAAUUUGAAUUUUUGGAGCACUUCGGAUCUCAUAGUUCAUAGAAGCCUUAAAUAUAUAAUUAAACUAAGUUUUAUGUGAUGAAUUACGAUAAAUUUGCACUUAUAAAUUAUGAAAAAAGGUACAAAUUCUAAAUGUAAAUGAUUUUAUAAAAACAAAAUUCCAUCAUAAACUAAUACUCGACAAUAAAACAUAUAAAUUAAUAUCAUUAUAAUUAAAAUUUCUUAGAAAGUAAUUAAAUUUAUUAAGAGAAUCUGAAGAAUAAUAUAAUCUGACUCAAAAACUAUUCCUGAAGAUAAAUAAUUUAAAACAGUUUCGGAUAAACUGAAAUUCCCGUUUUAAAACGUAAAUUUAUGAAGUAAUUUGAAAUGUUUUUACAUUUUUAUUAAAUAUUUUCUCGAUAUUAUUAUUUAUUCGAAUGUUACGUUGAAAAAUGAAUUCUAAUGAAUAAAAUUAUGUACAACUUUCAAUGAAUCGAAUGUUGAUUUUGUGAUAUUUUGAUAAUUUGAUUCAUUUUACAACUUCGAACCAUUGCAAUAUUGAAGAAAUGGAUCUUCUCGGAAAGUAAUUAACGAACAACAUUUAUAAAUAAUCUGUAAAUUAUA